Carcharodon carcharias (great white shark) is the source of this 3450-nucleotide messenger RNA. Its product is annotated as AP2-interacting clathrin-endocytosis protein-like. The transcript is spliced from 5 exons. The record is from RefSeq and is a predicted model, not a curated record. Bases 1 to 3450 code for a protein of 1149 amino acids. NCBI's taxonomy places the organism in Eukaryota, Metazoa, Chordata, Chondrichthyes, Lamniformes, Lamnidae.
AUGGACACCGAGGGGUUGGGAUUGCCAGCAGUCGCCAACAAGAUGGCGAAGGAGGGUCCUGCAGCAGCUGUUAAAGGGUCAACGAGCAAACAAAAGAAUGAUGGGCCUCCCAAGGCCAAACCCACCACUGGAAACCAGGCUAAGGUGGGGACCAUGGGUAGCAGGCAACCAAUUUCCAAUCGCGCAGCCCCUGUGCUGCAAAGCAGAGUGGCCGGUGGUGGUAAAAAGAAGAAUGAGCAAGAACAAAAAGCCUCCACGUCCAAAACUAUACCAGGGUCCGGCGCAUCAUCUCACGCCAAAAUCAUGGAGAAGAAGAUGGCUGCCAGGGAUAAGGCCUCUAAGGAAAAUGCGAGUGGGGCACGUGGUGUAAGCGAGAAUGGUAACUUGGUCACACCAGAGAAGAGUGGAGGACCAGGCAAAGUGCUGCCCACCAGCAAAACUGUUCCUAAAGGGAAAAAUCCACCUCUGCUCAGGCCCAACUCCACAGUUUCCAAGACGCCAGCUGUUGCAAUGACUAAGUUGUCCCCUGCAAGACCAGAGAAGACCCUGCAGAGCAAAUCCAGCAGACCAGAUACCGCUGCUUCAUCAAGCCACCUGACUCAGAGCACAGGAGCGGUGAGGAAAUGGUCGGCACCUAGAGUUACUAAUGAACGACAAACUCCAGCUCAGCUUGGCAGCCUUCCAACAGGAGCCCAGCCAGGGAAACACUCUGCAGCCUCCACCAAGAAAGCUGGGGAAGACUCAACUUCACAACCAAAGCAUUCUAGUUCUGAACUGAACAGGGCCACCAAUACCGUGAGGUCAACUAGACCAAAGCCAGUGAAAGCUUCUGAAGCUCCUGUAGAGCAGAAGAAUUUCAAUGCAAGGCUAAAGGGGAAACCAGCCAAAGUGGCAGUCAAAUGCAUACCAAGGGCACAGCCAGGUACCUCUGCUUCUAAGGCUUCAGUCAGCAGCCUUCCCCAGCAAUCAACUAAAGCCCCAAAAAGCAACAUUGAGAAGCGGAGGUUGUCGUCAUCUUCUAGGAAAUCUCUUGUGGAAAACGAGAUUGGGAAAACCAGUGCUGCAAGACAGACUGGGAUUAAAGCUUCUCCAGUGAAGUCUGUUGAAGCACAGGGCCUGGUGGUAAAAGAGGAAGGUCCAACUUUGACUACAGCAUCAUCCAAUGAAGAUGAUGUGGCCAUGAAUCUCCAGGGUUAUCUAACGAUGGAAAAAGUUCCAUCUCCUCCCCAGGGAGUGCAAACCACUCUUGACCAUGGCAACACGGAGAUUUCUGCUUCAUUUGACGAGGAACAGGUGGAGGAUGAAAGGGUUGAAGUGAGCUCCUGCAUGGGAGAACUUGAAACAGCUGAAAAUGAAGCAAAGGUGGGUUCUGAUGAAUCACCCCUUCAAUUGGAUGAAGAAAAUAAGGGAGAGCUGAGUCCUGGCCAAAUGAUAGAAGCUGAUUUGUGUUCAAAUGAAGUGCAAAAAGAUGCAGGAGUUGUUAAUGGAAAUGAUCCUUCUGGAGGAAAGGUAAAUGAAGUGGAUUUAAGCAAAAUGAAAGCUGAACAGAUUAAUGUGGAUGAAAAAGUUGCUAGUAUUGGAAAGAUGGACUUGAACAAUGACAAUCGGGAAACAAAAGACUUGCAGGGACAACAGCUACUCCCUGAAUCUAGCUCACCAAGCUCGGCAGAGAGAGGGUCUCAGAGUUGUGCCAUGGAUGUUUCACCCAUGGAAUAUGUACCUGCAAUCAAAGAUGGCAGUGUUGGCACAGGAACAAUGUUGGAGGAUCUGGUAGAUCUCAAAGAGCCUGCGUUGGGAAGCUCUCUUGAUGAGAGCUCCCCUGAGACAGAUUGUAACAUGUCGAAUGUAGAGAAAGUUAAGCUCACAAUGUAUGAGUAUUCUGAAGAAGCAGAUACUGAAGACUCUCCUAAUGAGCUUUGCCCAGAAACACUUCAAAGUCAAGAAGACCAAGACCUUAUCUCUGAACCUGAGAACUUACUGGAGACCAUGCAGAUGUCCUGUAAGAUGGAGGGUCCUGUCAGAAACUGGGGCUCUGAGGAGAAGCUUGGCAUUUCACCUGAGGAUUCGCAUGAAGAUCAGGGUGUUUCCAAGUCCAGUACACUAAGUGGGCCUGACUUGGCAGGGAAAAGCAGCAGUACCACUAGUACUCCUGAAGAACUAAAGGACUAUGAUAGUAGCUCAGGAGUAGAGUCAAAGUCUGAUGAGAAACUAGAAUCUGCAGACCUUUUUAUUCCUCAGACUGAACUGAGCCCUCUGGAUGAUCUCAUGGAUCAGGAUUUGGGGAUUCACUUGGAAAGGGGUGAUGAAGAACCAGAGACACUUGCAGCAGAUGAUCUACAUGGUGAUCCUCCAACAGAACCCAUGCUGUCUUCAGAGGAUGAAGACCACUCUGAGGAUGAUGGUGAAAGAGUGACAGGAGAGCCCAUCCAAUGUGGACUGGAAGGGAUUGACAACCCAGUAUUUGAGGACAAAACCUCAAGUGACUUGAGUUCAGAAGUGCUGUCCCUUGCUGCUGCUCCCCAUUUCAAACCCGUAACUCUGCAUGCCUUGGACGAGAGUGAAGAACUUGCAACAGCUGCACCUCCUCACUCCCUUGCUCACGGCUACACUACUUCUGAUUCCCUUGCUCCUCAAAACUGCAUGCUGUCGGAUGCUGGAUCUUUAGAGGAUCCCCCUUGUGACCGGAUUCCUGCUGUGAUUGGCCUUCAGUCCUGUGGACCUGAAGGAAGCCUUCAGAACCACUGCCUUCCUCAAAAUGAAUGCUUGCAAGAUGUUCCUGAAGUGACUCUCACCCUACACCAUGAGGGUAACCUGGCAGAAGAUGAAACUGAAUCUGAUCAAUCAAAGUCUUGCAUUGUAGAGGAAUCUGUUGCAGAAAAUCCAAUAGACUGCCUUGAUGGGGACUUGACUAAUGUCCAGAAACUGAAUGAUCCUACCACUGAAGCAAAUGGAGGUCACAGGCAGCAGCAGUACGACUCUGCUUGUAAAAAGAAUGAUAGCGUGUUGACAGGCCUCCUGAGUGAGGGUGAUAAAACACUACAGACUCAUGCUUGUGUGCCAUGGAUGACUCCGCUGCUACCUCCUAUCCUUUCAACCAUCUAUGAAGUUGAAACAGCAGAGGAGACUAGGUUGGAAGAUGUUGAAAAAGAGGAGCUUCACAAAUGUCUUGAACUCAUUGAAGAUCCCAGCGAGAAGGUCUUGACACUGCAGAUUGAGCCAGUGGAAGUUGUACAGCAGUUGAUCAACCAGACGUUGCUGCUUUCUGGAGAUGGAGUCAAAUUACAAAGCAAGGUAAUGGUUGACAAAGCAGAGCUGAGCAAAUGGACAGAUCUUAUAUCGCCACUUGAUGACUCCACAGCCAGUGUCACAUCUGUAACCAGCUUUUCUCCUGAAGAUGUCUCCUCUUCCCCAGGGGAGUGGACAGUGGUGGAGUUAGAGACUCACCAUUAA